Molecule: messenger RNA, 2041 nt
Organism: Solanum tuberosum (potato)
Lineage: Eukaryota; Viridiplantae; Streptophyta; Magnoliopsida; Solanales; Solanaceae
Product: probable (S)-N-methylcoclaurine 3'-hydroxylase isozyme 2
Exons: 2
Coding region: 524-2041 (505 amino acids)
Molecular function (GO): heme binding; monooxygenase activity; iron ion binding
Source: RefSeq, a predicted model, not a curated record
CGUGAGGUGAAGUGUUAAAGAUUAAAGCAAAAAGUCUCAUAUUGUUGGUUAAUGAGAUGAGUGAACUCCUUAUAAGGAUUGAACAAUCUUCCUCCCUUUGAGCUAGCUUUUGGAGUGUAAAUUAUAGGACUUGACCAAACAUCUCACGACACGAGCUGACGACAGCCAUGCAACACCUGUAUGAAAGUAAGUUCCAUCCCAUUAAGGACAGGUUUUCUUGUUCAUAUGUCAAGGGUUGGUAAGAUUUUGCUCGUUGUAUCGAAUUAAACCACAUGAUCCACCGCUUAUGCAGGCCCCCGUCAAUUCCUUUGAAUUUCGGUCUUUCAAUCGUAUUCCCCAGGCAGAGUGUUUUAGGUCCAAGACCACCUAAUUUAACAACUUUAUUUAAAAAUCUAACAAGUUUUAAAUAUUACACUUCAACUAAUUCCACUUAAUUUUAAUCAUAUUUUAAGUGACUCCUUAAUCAACUAAGAGUUGACAUUUCUUUCAUUGCAAACUCAAAAUUUCACCAAAAAAACAAGAAAUGAACUUGUUAUCAAUCAAUCUCUUUUCCUUAUUCAUCUUUCUUUUCCCACCUUUAAUCUACAUAAUCAAAAACUCAACGUUCUUGAAAAAACCCCAAAAUCUUCCACCUUCACCAUUCCAAUGGCCAAUAAUAGGCAACAUCCCAAAUUUCAUCAUAAGCAAAAAACCCCAUAUCAUAGUCACAAAAAUAUCCCAAACUCUUGGCCCUUUAAUCUCAUUAAAACUAGGAAAUCAGCUUGUAGUCUUUGGAUCUUCACCUGAAUCUGCUAUUGAAAUUUUGAAAAAUCAUGACAAACAACUCUCUGCUCGUUAUGCACCAAAAGCAACACCAAUAAAAGAAUCAGAUCUUAAGAGAUACUCACUUCUUUGGUCUACAGAGUGUAAUAGUCACUGGAAAUCUAUAAGGGUUUUGUGGAAAACUGAGCUUUUUUCAAGUAAAGCUAUGGAAUCAUAUGCUGAAAAAAGGGGAAAAGGGGUUGUUGAAAUGAUGAAUUUCUUGAAUUUUAAACAAGGUAAAGUUGUGAAAAUUGGGGAUCUUGUUUUUGGUAAUGUUUUUAAUGUUUUGGGGGAGAUUUGUUUUUCAAUAAAUAUGGUUAAGUUGGAAGAUGAGAGAGUUAUUAGUGAAAUGAAAGGGAAUAUUUGGAGGUUUAUGGAGUAUGGUACAACUCCAAUUUUAGCUGAUUUUUUUCCAAUUUUUGAUGGAGUUGUUGAUAUUCAAGGUAAAAAGAAGAAGGCAAAGAAGUGUCUUGAUAAUUUGUUUAAAAUUUGGGAAGGGAUAAUAAAGGAGAGAAGAGAAUCUUAUGUUGAAAAAAAUGGAGAUUUCUUGGAUUUAAUGCUUGCUAAUGGAUUUUCUGAUGAUCAAAUCAAUUACAUGCUUCUGGAAAUAUUUCCAGCAGGAACAGGAACAUUGACAUCCACAAUUGAGUGGGCAAUGGCUGAGCUAGUGAGGAACAAAGAAGUGAUGAAGAAACUCAACUCUGAACUUCAAAAUGGAUCAAUAAACUCAAACACCAUUCAAGAAUCAACAAUCUUUCAACUCCCUUAUCUAAAUGCUUGCAUUAAAGAAGUCUUAAGGCUCCAUCCACCAAUAGCAUUUCUACCUCACUAUGCAAGUGAAACAUGUCAAGUUAUGAACUACACAAUCCCAAAAAGUUGUCUAGUUUUUGUGAAUCUUUGGGCAAUUGGACAUGAUCCAAACCUUUGGGAUGAUCCAUUUUCAUUCAAGCCAGAGAGAUUUUUGAACACAAAUAUUGAUUAUAAAGGUCAAGACUUCGAAUUCUUGCCAUUUGGUGCUGGAAGAAGAAUGUGUCCUGGCUUGCCCUUUGCUACAAAACAAAUGCAUUUGAUUUUGGCUUAUUUGGUUUAUCACUUUGAGUGGUCUCUUCCAAAUAAUGGUGAUCCUUUGAUGCUUGACAUGAAUGAAAAAUAUGCUGUGCCAUUGCAGAGACAAAAUCCUUUGCUUCUUGUUCCUACUAAAUUAUUACUUUCUUGCGAGUUUCAUAUCUCAGACACUUAA